Messenger RNA from Zea mays, 5052 nucleotides. RefSeq lists its product as uncharacterized. The coding region runs from base 426 to 2096 and encodes 556 amino acids. Gene Ontology annotation, molecular function: aspartic-type endopeptidase activity. The record is from RefSeq and is a predicted model, not a curated record. NCBI's taxonomy places the organism in Eukaryota, Viridiplantae, Streptophyta, Magnoliopsida, Poales, Poaceae. Gene Ontology annotation, biological process: proteolysis. The transcript is spliced from 2 exons.
UGUGUGGUGAUGUUGUAGAUUCUUUUGUUGGAAGGCAUUAUGCUAGGCGCCAGAUUUAGUUUGUUAAGAAGUACUAAAAGUUAGGCAAUAAUUAAGGAGGCUUAUCCUCCCGGGAGAGUUAUCUUAUCCCCUAGAAAAUCUGUAGUAUGGUUAGGCACCUAAGCUAUAAAGGUGGCCUUAGAUUGUACUAGGAGAUUUAUCAAAGAAGUUGUGCCUGUGGGUGCGGCUGCUUGAUCACCCUGGUAGAACCUACGCCAUCUGGUGAUCUUAGCUCCCAGCCGCCACACAGCAUACCCUAUUCCCUGCGUUCUUCUACUCAAUCCACCUUAAUAUCCCACCCUUCGUGGUGCACUCCUCCCCGCCCUGCGCAUCGCAGCCGGGUUCACAACAAUUUGGUAUCAGAUUCCAAAGCUGCAGCGACAUCCAUGUCCGGCAGCGACGAAGAUCCUGGGAAGAUGACUGACUCCGAGAAGCUGGACCGUAUUCUGGGACAGCUGGCCACAAUGAACAACCGCCUGGACGCCCACGCUCAACGGCUCGCUCUCCUAGAACAGGAACCUGUUCAGCCGACAGGAUCACCGCUAGCGCCACCUCUGGCCGCGGCUACCCUGUCCACGGGUCCUGCCCUGGAGAGUCACGCAGGUGCAGAGCUUCCCAGUUCUGGCGCUUACAAUGGCGGAUUCGGCGGUGGUCGCCGAGCUCCACUGCACAGUAGCCACCGUGAUCGCUAUGAAGACGGUGGACCACGGCGACCAAAUUUUACCUUUCCACACUUUGACGGUGAAGCUGACCCCUUGCCUUGGAUCAACAAAUGCGACACAUAUUUUCGCGGCAUGGGCGUUCAUCAAGAUGAGCGGGUUUGGCAGGCAUCCUUGCACUUGGAAGGUGUCGCAGCGGAGUGGUUUUAUGCCCUGGAGCGUGACAUUGGUGGCGUACUCACUUGGUCAAGGUUUAUAGAAUUUCUCCAGAUGCGUUUUGGGCCACCACUCCGUUUCAAUGGCAUGGCUGACUUGAAAGCAUUACAGCGCACCGGCACCGUCGAAGACUACACUCGACAGUUUUUAACAAUCCUGUGCCGCUGUGAUGACAUGACUCAUCGGCAGCAGACCAACAUGUACACAGCAGGAUUGGGGGAGCCCCUGCGCACUGAUGUGGAGAUGGAGAUGCCAGAGACACUUCAACGGGCAAUGCAUUUGGCCCGAGUGUAUGAAAGACGUCUGCUGCUAUCUGCCAGCUCCAACACCACCUCAUAUCAGGCACCAGCAGCGCCAUCCAAAUCCCCAACAACUGCAGCAGCACGACCAACAUCAUCGGCCUCCAGCAGGCCUCGCUUCCGACGUCUAUCUCCUGAGGAGAUUGCUGCUAAGCGAGCCAAUGGUGAAUGUUACCAUUGCAAAGAGAAAUAUUCUCCUGAUCACAAGUGUACUGCUCGCGGCGUGUUCCUGCUAGAACUGGAGGAAGAUGACACCACCACAGAAACUGGCUUACCAGAAGACUUGGGUAUUUCACUGCAGGCUAUGACCGGAAUAGGAGUCGCUGACACCCUCAGACUUCCGGUCAGCAUCAAUGGCAUCACACUCACUGCAUUGGUUGAUUCAGGUUCCACCCACACUUUUCUUUGUGACGCUGCAGUAUCGCGCCUAGGCUUACAAGUGGUUCCUCAACCCGGUCUCUCAGUAAAAGUGGCCAAUGGCGAGCGCAUAUCCAGCAGGGGCAGGGUCACUACCACACUCACCAUCGGCACUGAGGAUUUCCCCACAACAUGCUACUCCUUACCAUUGGACGGCUUCGAUCUAGUUCUGGGGGUUGAGUGGUUGCGGUCUUUAGGACCCGUCAUAUGUAAUUUUGACAACCACACCAUGGCAUUUUGGCGCCAAGGACGGCUGAUCCGCUUGACAGGCAUGGGGGACCCGAUUCUCUGCAGCACAGCCAUUGACAAAAGCCGAGAAUGCAUGGAGGAACUUCUACAAUCAUUUGCUGCUUUGUUUGAAGAACCACACGGUCUGCCGCCUUCGCGUCGCCAUGAUCAUCAUAUUCGGUUACUGUCUGGAACAGAACCGGUGGCAGUGCGACCGUACAGAUACCCCAACUUCUGAAGGAUGAAAUCGAGAGGCAGUGUGACCAAAUGUUGCAGCAGGGGAUCAUUCGUGAGUGCACAUCAGCAUUUUCAUCGCCCGUCUUGUUGGUAAAGAAGGCAGACAAUACAUGGCGGUUUUGUAUAGACUAUCGUGAGUUGAAUGCAAAAACAGUAAAAGACAAGUUUCCAAUCCCAGUGGUUGAUGAACUUCUAGAUGAGCUACGGGGUUCAUGCUUCUUCACCAAGCUUGAUCUUCGCAGUGGAUAUCAUCAAGUUCGAAUGCAUCCCAGCGACAUCCACAAGACAGCUUUCCGAACACAUUGUGGUCAUUUCGAGUUUCUUGUAAUGCCAUUCGGCCUUACCAAUGCACCAUCCACUUUCCAAGCUCUCAUGAAUGACAUCUUGAAGCCCUUCAUCCGAAAGUUCACACUGGUUUUCUUCGACGACAUCUUAAUAUAUAGUUCGUCCUGGACAGACCACCUGAGGCAUGUAAAGCAGGUGUUCCAGCUGCUGAGUGACAACGAGCUAGUUCUCAAGCGUUCCAAAUGCUCCUUCGGUGAACCGGCAGUGUCAUAUCUUGGACAUAUUGUAUCAGCACAGGGGGUCGCUAUGGAUCCAUCUAAAGUGGAUGCAGUGGAGUCGUGGCCAAUACCACGUACACUCAGAGCUCUCCGCGGUUUUCUUGGUCUUAUAGGAUAUUAUCGCAAGUUCAUAGCUGGUUAUGGGUCUGUUGCAAGCCCUCUCACUGCUCUUCUAAAAAGGGAUGCCUUCCAAUGAACAGAUGAGGCAGCAGAGGCUUUUUGCCAGCUGAAACAAUCACUAUUAACAGCACCACUUCUUCAGUUACCCGAUUUCACCAAAAGAUUCUUCAUUGACUGUGAUGCGUCGGGCUCAGGAUUUGGGGCAGUUCUACACCAAGGGGAUGGAGCCAUAGCAUUUUUCAGCAGGCCUGUGUCUCGCCAUCAUCAGAAACUGCCAGCCUAUGAGAGGGAAUUGAUUGGGUUGGUCAAAGCAGUUCGGCAUUGGAGACCAUAUGUAUGGGGUCGACCAUUCACAGUCCGGACUGACCAUUAUAGCUUGAAGUUCCUGCUCGAUCAACGAUUGUCAACGAUUCCUCAACACACGUGGGUCAGCAAGCUUUUUGGAUAUGACAUUACGGUGGAAUACCGGCCAGGCAAACUCAAUGGCGCAGCAGAUGCGCUGUCCCGUCGGGAUGAGGAUAUGGGAACUAUGUACACCAUCUCCUCGCCUUCCUUUGAUUUAUUUGCUACUUUAAAGGCAGAAGCUGAAACUGAUUCACAGGUGGCUGCAAUCUGCAAGCAGUUGGCUGAUGGCACUGCUAGCCCGGGUAGGACUACAACGGAUGGUCUGCUACGGUUCAAGGGCAAAGUAUUCAUUCCAGAGGCGUCAUCAUUAUGGUCUGUACUUCUUGCCCAAGCUCAUGAAUCUGGUCAUGAAGGCGUGCAAAAGACAAUUCACAGGUGGAGAACAUCUUUUUACAGUCCAAAAGCACUCCACCGGGUACGUGAGUUCGUGCGCAGUUGUGCAGUUUGCCAACGCAACAAGACUCAGCACCUUCAUCCAGCUGGUUUGCUGCAACCCUUGCCCAUUCCUUCUAUGGUUUGGGCUGACAUAUCAAUGGACUUCAUUGAGGGCUUUCCAAAGGUUGGUGGCAAGUCAGUAGUGCUGACAGUUGUAGACCGAUUCUCAAAGUAUGGCCAUUUCAUUGCCUUGGGCCACCCCUACACAGCAGUCUCAGUGGCGAAGGCUUUCUUCGAUGAUAUUGUCAAACUCCAUGGUCUACCAUGUUCCAUUGUAAGUGAUCGGGACACAGUUUUCACUAGCCAGUUUUGGACUGAACUGUUUCACAUGGCCGGGGUUAAGUUACAGAUGAGCUCAGCCUUUCACCCACAAUCAGAUGGUCAAUCAGAAGUGGUGAACCGGAUUAUAACUAUGUACCUCCGCUGUCUCGCUGGGGAUCAGCCUAAAUCGUGGUUGAAGUGGCUUCCAUGGGCUGAAUAUUGCUAUAAUUCAUCAUAUCAGUCGGCUCUAAAGUGCUCGCCAUUCAAAGUAGUGUAUGGCAGGGACCCUCCUCCUAUGGUUUCCUACCAGCCAGGGAACUCCAAGGUAGCAGCCGUUGAUGUCCAGCUGCAGGACAGAGAUGCAUUUCUUGAGGAAAUCAAAGCACGUCUAGUGCAAGCUCAAGUCACUAUGAAAAGCUACCAGGAUCAGCGUCGCAGAGAAGUGGAAUUCAGUGUGGGAGAUUGGGUCUGGCUACGGCUACAACAGCGAACGGCUGUAGGGGUCACUACGGCUUCUCCCUCCAAGUUGGGACCAAAAUUUUAUGGUCCAUAUCAAAUCACACAAAAGAUAGGGGAGGUGUCCUACAAGCUGCAACUACCACCAAAUGCACGCAUUCAUGACGUUUUCCAUGUUGCUCUCCUGAAGAAGUUCGAAGGCACCGUGCCAACACAGCUGGUUCCCUUACCACCCUUGUUACAUGGGCGGGUUAUUCCAUCGCCUGAGAAGGUCCUCCGAGCAAGGCUGAAUAGAGGAGUCUGGGAGCUGCUGGUAAAAUGGGUAGGGCGCUCAGAAGCAGAUACGUCAUGGGAAGAAGUUGAGGCAUUUAAACGCCAAUAUCCACAUGUGGCGCUCGCGGACGAGCUGUUUGUUGGGGAGGGGGGAAGUGUUGUAGAUUCUUUUGUUGGAAGGCAUUAUGCUAGGCGCCAGAUUUAGUUUGUUAAGAAGUACUAAAAGUUAGGCAAUAAUUAAGGAGGCUUAUCCUCCCGGGAGAGUUAUCUUAUCCCCUAGAAAAUCUGUAAUAUGGUUAGGCACCUAAGCUAUAAAGGUGGCCUUAGAUUGUACUAGGAGAUUUAUCAAAGAAGUUGUGCCUGUGGGUGCGGCUGCUUGAUCACCCUGGCAGAACCUACGCCAUCUGGUGAUCUUAGCUCCCAGCCGCCACACAGGAUACCCUA